Nicrophorus vespilloides is the source of this 1530-nucleotide messenger RNA. RefSeq names its product branchpoint-bridging protein-like (gene Eg). Gene Ontology annotation, molecular function: zinc ion binding; DNA-binding transcription factor activity; sequence-specific DNA binding. The transcript has a single exon. The annotation marks the transcript as partial. Gene Ontology annotation, biological process: regulation of DNA-templated transcription. The record is from RefSeq and is a predicted model, not a curated record. NCBI's taxonomy places the organism in Eukaryota, Metazoa, Arthropoda, Insecta, Coleoptera, Silphidae.
UCGUUUUUCGGUCGGACGUACAACAAUUUGGGCUCGAUCUCGGAGUGCAAGAAUAAUGGGGAGUGCGUGAUCAACAAGAAGAACAGGACGGCGUGUAAAGCAUGCAGACUGAGGAAAUGCCUUCUCGUAGGGAUGUCGAAGAGUGGAUCUCGCUAUGGUAGGAGAUCGAACUGGUUCAAGAUUCACUGCCUCCUGCAGGAGCAGCAACAACAACAUCAGCAGCAGCAGCAGCAAGGAUCCGCUGCAAGCAUGGUGGCAGCAGCGAACCUGCUGAGGCCUCAUCCCUACCUUCCGCUCUUCCGCAACCCCACGGCGACGUCACGCGAGACGCGAAGCUCGGAAUCGGACAGCGGCGCUUCCUCCGCCGACCCAGAGGACGAGAUCCGAUCCGCGAGUGGACUGAGUUGUUUGAAGAUGCCACCGUCCAGCCCUUCGAGCGAUCGUGAUUACUUUUCCGGUUCCGGCUCAUCGAACAAGAAGUUGCCGUCUCCUGCGAGCGACGGUGAAUGCUUCGCGCGACGGAAGCUAGCGCACUUCACGCCGGCUUCACCCGCCUCCCUUCCGGCCAUCUCACCUGGAGGACUUCUUCCACGAUGGUUGCCGCCGUUACAGGGCGUCGCCGAUCCCGCCUCCUGGCGCGAACUGUGGCUCAAGGGUUGCUCGAUCUCCAUCCCUGCGACGGCAGCUACCGCCGCCAUCGCCGCACCUCCCGAUCAGGAUCAACCAAUCGACUUAUCCGUGCGGCAGCCGCCUCCACCGCCUCCGUCUUCAUCGGCCUCCCCCCAUGCCCAUCCGAAUGCGGCGGCGACGUCGCGUUCUCACCACUCGGGGGAGGACAGUGAACCGGAACUCAGUAUCGACGUGGGUGUCGACGAACCAGUGAAAUCCGUGCCUCUGGACCUGACCCUCGAUCGGCCCAACGACCAACUCAUCACCAACUAAACUAUUACAAUAACUACACGCAAGGAACAAGGAAUUCCCAAACCAACUUAAACCCCUGAAAGAAUGUUCCUCCCAUACAGUAACACCGCACUACUGUUAUGUUACGUACGGAUCAAGAGUAAAACGAAGAGAGAGAAAAAAGUGUACAACUUUGGGGCCAGUAUUAACAAUCUUUGUUUUUGUUAUUUCUCGAAUAACGAUCGAUCACAAUUUAGCUCAAGAUUACUAAUAACAUUUUAGGUAAGUCCAACAAUAACUAUAAACAACCGUCGUCGAACAAAUAAAAAGGAGCCGUUAAAUUUAAAUAUUACACAUCCACAAAGGUUACGCAAUAAAUUCAACCACACGGAACGUAUCGAGUUACACAUCUCCUAGUUGACCGCGUUUCAAUUGACCAAACCGAAUAUUUCACUCCUUAAAAUUAUCAUGAAACAUGUAACUCGAUCCUCGAAAAUCUAUUCAAAAUAUAAAAGAAAUGCUAAUAAUUGGACUGAUUAUUUAAAUCGUGACUUUAACGCCUUCUCCAGCGAUUGCAUAAUAAUACAAUUCACAUACAAAAUACUUGGCAAGUAACUCAUUAUAAAAUAU